Nematostella vectensis (starlet sea anemone) is the source of this 584-nucleotide messenger RNA. RefSeq lists its product as uncharacterized. The record is from RefSeq and is a predicted model, not a curated record. The transcript has 2 exons. The coding region runs from base 10 to 348 and encodes 112 amino acids. NCBI's taxonomy places the organism in Eukaryota, Metazoa, Cnidaria, Anthozoa, Actiniaria, Edwardsiidae.
GCUCCCAAAAUGAGAAGCAGUAAUGUUCUGCGUUAUAUUGAGAGUGCGGGACUCUCUGAGGAUCUCAGCGAGUUUGAGAGUGAGAACGUAUCGGCAGGGUCUCGCUUGGCCACCAAGAAUGAGACGGCAGUUCAUGUAGAGAGCACAGCUCGUCUAUAUGAACUCCGUCUCAUUCAGAUGGAGAAAUUCGCCAUACGAGAGAAGGACACGGCUAUUCUUUUUGGUGAAAAUAGCCGUCCAUUUAGGGCGGCUACUAUCAAGACCUUUCUCGAUUCUGGAUGCCGAAGUUUGGGCAUGUUGGCCCAUACAGUGAGCAAGUUAAAAGGGAUCAUGAUGGGAAAAUUAUAGACAUCAUCCCAAAAGGGAACCCUAUGGAGGAUGCUGGUAAGUGUCUGUUAUGAUGAUUAUGACAGUAUUCCUGUCAGCCUUAUCAUUAUACCAGUACAAGAAACAGAUUUUUGGACUGUCUUGUACUUGUAGCAUAGCUGUCAACUCUCCCGCAUUAGGCGGGAGUCUCAAGAUUUAUUUCUAUCACGGAGGGUACAAGAUGCAGGUUGCAGGUCGGCUGCAGGUUGAGUACAAAA